Nicrophorus vespilloides is the source of this 1259-nucleotide messenger RNA. Its product is annotated as neuroligin-3-like. Gene Ontology annotation, molecular function: neurexin family protein binding; signaling receptor activity. The transcript is spliced from 3 exons. The record is from RefSeq and is a predicted model, not a curated record. Lineage: Eukaryota; Metazoa; Arthropoda; Insecta; Coleoptera; Silphidae. Gene Ontology annotation, cellular component: postsynaptic membrane; synapse; cell surface. Gene Ontology annotation, biological process: presynaptic membrane assembly; neuron cell-cell adhesion; chemical synaptic transmission. The annotation marks the transcript as partial.
UGAGUGCAGAAGCGAGGCAUCCAGUUAUAGUAUAUAUACACGGAGAGUCUUUCGAGUGGAACUCGGGAAAUCCUUACGAUGGAAGUGUUUUAGCAUCUUACGCGGAUCUCGUGGUUGUUACCCUUAAUUACCGCUUGGGAAUACUAGGAUUCCUCAACGCGAACCCCGCUCCGCACUUGAAGGCACGUGUUGCGAAUUACGGUUUAAUGGAUCAAAUCGCAGCGCUGCACUGGAUUCAGCAAAACAUUGCUCUCUUCGGUGGAGAUGCAGGGAACGUCACCCUGGCCGGACAUGGGAGUGGUGCGGCGUGCAUCAAUUUCCUAAUGAUAUCACCGACCGUCAUGCCAGGACUUUUCCACCGAACAAUGCUACUGUCUGGCUCCGCGUUAUCCUCUUGGGCUUUGGUCGAAGACCCCGUCAACUAUGCAGUAAAGUUGGCGAAAGAAGUGAACUGCUCGAUUCCGGAUGAUGUUGCGAAAGACCACGAAGCCAUAGUGGAUUGUUUACGUGAUACGGCGUUGGAGAAUCUGUUGCAGGCAGACGUGACUGCUCCGGCAUAUCUUAGUGCUUUCGGACCGAGUGUGGAUGGUGUCGUGAUCAAAACAGACUUUGCCAAAGAGUUGCUAACUUAUUUUAAGCCUUCCGAUUUGCAAAACUUCGUAGGUCCCGUAAAUGCUAAUAUGAAACGUAGUGAGGCAAGUUUAACGCCGCGAGGCACCAACCCGUACGAUAUUUUGUUCGGGGUUGUUACUAGUGAAGCACUUUGGAGGUUCUCCGCCGCAGACAUCCAAGCGGGAUUCGAGGGAGAGCGAAGGGAUAAAAUCGUAAGGACCUACGUUCGGAACGCAUACACCUAUCACCUGAGUGAAAUAUUCUUUACCGUGGUCAACGAGUACACUGAUUGGGAACGAACUGUCCAGCAUCCGAUCAAUACGAGAGAUGCGGCUGUCGCUGCUCUCAGCGAUGCCCAAUUCGUUGCACCUUUGGUCCAAACUGGUGACUUGUUGAGUGCUAAACCACCGCAACCAGGACAAGAACCCUCAGGACCAAAAACGUUCUUCUACGUCUUCGAUUAUCAAACAAAAGACGGCGACUAUCCACAGCGCAUGGGAACUGUACACGGGGAGGAACUUCCAUACAUUUUCGGUGCCCCAUUAGUCGAUGGAUUCAACCACUUCCCCAGAAAUUACACAAGAUCAGAAUUAGCGCUAGCAGAAGCCGUUAUGAUCUACAUUGCAAAUUUCGCCAGGACGGGGUGA